Messenger RNA from Cataglyphis hispanica, 8091 nucleotides. Its product is annotated as unconventional myosin-XVIIIa-like. The coding region runs from base 678 to 6905 and encodes 2075 amino acids. Gene Ontology annotation, cellular component: myosin complex. NCBI's taxonomy places the organism in Eukaryota, Metazoa, Arthropoda, Insecta, Hymenoptera, Formicidae. The transcript has 27 exons. The record is from RefSeq and is a predicted model, not a curated record. Gene Ontology annotation, molecular function: protein binding; cytoskeletal motor activity; ATP binding.
UGCUGGCUGGCUAAACAGACCGUUGUCUGGCCAAAGGCGCUAGCAGUCGCCACCGGCCCUGCUCCCAAUCCACGCUGCCAUGACAGUUCUUCUGCGUGUCGCGGCGAGUGCACUGAGUACCAACGCGUUUAAAGAGCGCCGCUGUUGAACACUCGGCUGAUGUACUUAUCUGCGUUGCACUGCGAAAAGAUCGACCGAGAUCCGAUCUCGGCUCGUUAAAGUGCUGGAGCUGCAGCGAACCAACUCUCGUACGAGUUGACUAGGUCGGCCAGGCGCGGCCGCCCUAGGUGUGCUGAUCAUCAUCACUAUCAUCACCAGCGCGAGUCUCGCGAAACGCGAACGUGCGUCGUAGAUAUCCGUGUGUAAAGUGGCGCGUGUUUUGACGACGGUGUUGUCGAUGUAAUGCGUGUUCCGGAAUCCCCCACGCACGCACGCACGCACGUCUGGCUCGCUGUCAGUUUCGGAACACUAAGUACUAGUCCGUAUCAAGACGCUUCUCCUGGAUUCGGACGAUCGAUGCGCCUCGUCAAACCUCAUAGGUGCGAGAAAUCGAGACUGUUCGCGAUUGCGUCGCGUAAGGUCGCACGUCAAGCACAUUCAAGCAAUCGAGAAACGAGAUAUCUCGUAUGUUAUCUCUUUCUCGCGUUCGGUUUGGGAACGUUUAACGAGUGAGGAAGAUGUUUAACUUUAUGAAGAAGGCCGCGGAGAAGGACGACAAGGAAAAGCGGAAGCGCGAGAAGAAGGAACGGAAGGAUGUCAAAAAGCGCGAUCGCAGCAGCAUGUCCGCGGAGGAGCUUUUACGAUUGGACGAGGUCCGUAGAUCACUGAAGAUUCCCGGUCGCCGGAAGGAGAAGGAGAAGCUACCGAGCGGUAUCACAGCAGAUUACAGCGCGUCUUUUUUCGCGCAUCUGGACCGCGAUCUUCUAGACGCCACGCAGAAUGCAGACUCGGGUCCAGGCUCGACGAUCAGCGCUGGUACCAGCAGUUGGUCUAGUGUGAGAACACCCGACGGUUUGAUGCAGAGCGACUCGUCGGAGGCAUCUCUCACCUCACUAACGACGACCACAACUACAUCGUCGACGACGACGAGUCAUGCAGGUGGCAAGAAUCUGCCGCCAUUGCCGCCGAAGCCGCCCAAGCGAGGAAUUCUCAAGGGGCCUCGAUUGAGUGUCAACAGCGGCAUCGUGAGUGUUCUUCCGGAGGAGAACGCGCUGCCGAAUGGCACUGAGACGAGUUACCAGGAAGCCAGCAAUCUGCUAGUGAGAAAUACUCUUCAGAAUGAGGUGAUAGCGUAUCAGAACGUGCCGACUCAUUUCAACAGCGUCCUAAACAAGGACGAGACCUGCAGCGAGGAGGAGACAGUGUGUCAGGCCACGUGGCGCGUGGCCACUACGCCGCAACAGACCGUACUACAACAACAACAACAGCAACAUCAUCAAAUCGACGCCAAACUGCUGCAGGUCGUCACUAGUGCUAGUCCAUCCGCGGAUUCCUUGACGGACACGACAAACUCGAGUUUUGCCACGCCACCGUUUAGUUUGUCGCCUGUCGGCGAGUCCCAGGGUUUCUCGAGGUGGCGCUCAUCGGUCUCCUUCGAGGAGCAGGGGAUCGAGCUGCAGCUGCCGGAGCUCGUGCCGCUCGAGUUACCCGAACCAAGGGAGCUCACCAUUCAGAGGCAGCCGCCGCCGCGAAAUGAUUUCGGCUUUUCCCUUCGUCGCGCAGUAAUCGUCGAACGUGCGGCAAAUGGCGUCACGCAGAUGAGACCGGUAAUCUUCGCUGAACCCGGCGCCCUAGUCCAGCAUAACAACGACACGGGUCUAUUGCCCGGUGACAGGCUGAUCGAGGUCAAUGGGAUCAACGUCGAUGACAAAUCGCGCGAGGAGAUUAUCGAUCUCAUCAAGAGCUCCGCCAGCAGCGUCACUGUGAAGGUGCAGCCCGUCGGCGAGCUAUCGGAGUUAUCGAGACGCGGCGGCUGUGACGGACGUCAAGUCGAAUUGGCAUCUGCAAAUAUCCGCAGCGGUACGCUUCGUCGAUCCGGCAGUUUGCGGUUUCAUCAAAAUACAGCGCGAUCAGAGGAACAUUUGGCACAAGAACAAGCAUGGCUAAGUUCCGAGAAGGUCUGGUUAUUGCACCGUGGAGGUUUCACUCCAGCCACAAAGUGCGGUUCCGCCGAUCCCGAUACAGGAAAGCUGAGAAUUCGAUUGACCAUUUCUGGAGAAGAGUUGCUUGUGGACGAGGAAGAUGUAGAGAAGGCUAAUCCACCCCAGUUUGAUAAAGCCGAGGAGCUUUCCCAGUUACGGUUCUUGAAUGAAUCGUCCGUUCUCCAUACGUUGAGGCAACGUUACGCCAGUAAUUUGAUACACACAUAUGCGGGAGACAGCAUGAUCGUUAUUAAUCCGGUUGCACCAUUGGCAAUUUAUUCGGAAAAGGUCGCGCACAUGUUCCGAGGUUGCAAAAGUGAAGACAUGCCACCACAUAUUUAUGCGAUAGCGCAGUCGGCUUACCGAGGAAUGCUGGCAACACGCAGGGACCAUUCCCUUGUUUUCCUCGGACGUAGCGGAGCGGGAAAAACUACGAACUUCAAACACGCUCUUCAUUAUCUCGUACUAGCUGCUGGCACAGUUAACAAGAUCUUGACGAUCGAGAAACUGAACGCGCUCUUCACAGUUCUCGAGGCCUUUGGAAAUAGUAGAACGCAUAUGAAUUCGAACGCGACGCGUUUUACGCAACUCUUCAGCCUCGAUUUCGAUCAGUCGGGUCAAAUCGCUUCGGCUUCUCUGCAAGUGCUGCUACUGGAGAAAUCGAGGAUAGGCCGACGGGCCAACGGGGAUCCGACUUUUCAUGCCGUUUAUCGUCUGCUGGCAGGCGCGGAGGGUGCAUUGAGAAAAGAAUUACAUCUUACAAAUCUAGUCGCCGAAAAUAAUCCCUUCGUCACACCGCUGCAGAAGCACGAGGAUAAGCAACGGGCUAUGGUCGAGUUUAAUCGCAUCGUCGCCGCGUUCAGGAUACUCGGCAUCUCCGAGGCCGACGAGAAAGUCAUUUGGUUGGUGCUGGCCGGCAUUUAUCACUUGAGCUGUGCCGGCGCCGUGAAGGCCGGUACUAGUUCGCAGAGCAGGUGGCAAUUCGCCAGGGUUGAAUGCGCGGAGAAAGCCGCCAAUCUGCUGGGCACCACCGUCGAGGAGCUGAGCCGAGUGGUCUUUUCGUCCAAUGGAGGUGGCGCCGGAACACCAAGCACUCCGAGACCGGCUCUGAGAACACCCAGCCCGACCGAGCAGGGCAAGGAUGUCACGGGGCUUGAUGCGCUGGAGGGAAUUCUGGUCGGACUCUAUUCCGAGAUCUUCCACUGCGUCGCGGCUCUCAUUAAUAAAUCCAUAUCAUCCGCUGUACAUACAGUUUCAUCUGUGCUGCUGUGUGAUUCGCCAGGUUUUCAAAAUCCUGCUUCGUGCGGCCGGCAAACCGGUGCAACUUUCGAAGAUCUCUGUCACAAUUAUCUGCAGGAGCGUCUGCAGUUACUAUUUCACCAUACUACGUUGAUAGCUCCGAAGGAUAGAUACGUUCAGGAGGGCAUUGAUGUAGAUUAUGAAGACGAUUACGACGAGGACGGCAUCGGAUCGCCUCAAGGUUUAGUUUCUCUUCUGGAUCGCGGAAGCUCGCAAAGCGCGACGAUGUUGCGAACUAGUCAAAGCGAUCUUAGCAGCAGUAGGCAGAUGGAACGAAAAGGAUUACUCUGGUUACUGGAUGAAGAGACUGUGUGUCCUGGAGGUAGCGAUGAAACCUUCCUAGAUCGUCUAUUCUCUCAUUACGGAGAUCGAGAUCACCAAACACUUCUGCGAAAAGCGCCGGGCAACAAUCAAUUCGUUUUGCAACACUUGUUGGGAACAAAUCCUGUGCUUUAUACUGCCACCGGUUGGCUUAAAGCCACGCGCGAGAAUCCCGUUUCCAAGAGUGCCAUCACGAUACUUCAAGAAAGCACACGAGAACACAUAAGCAAGCUGUUUGUAAAUGCCCGGGGUGCCGGUGUAUCAGGCGCUUUAUGCAGUUCCAUGCCGGGACUCGAAGGCUCGCAAUCUUUGAGACGCGCCUCGAGCAUACGAAGAACGUUUACGGCUGUGAAAAGGAAGAACGUUUGCCUACAAGUGAAAUUCACUGUAGAUGGUCUCGUGGAAACAUUACGGAGAACACGCGUGAAGUUUGUGCAUUGUCUUUUACCUCAGCACAAUGCUGGUUGUACCGACAAUAAAAGCCUACUCUCCGUGAAAUCGAAUCAGAGCGAGGACAGUGUCAUUAAUGUGCCUCUUCUGCGAUCGCAGAUUCGCGGAAGCCAGAUAGUAAACGCUAUUCGUUUACACAAAGUUGGAUUUCCGAAGCAUAUGGCCCUAGGUGAGUUCAGACGUCGAUUCGGACUACUGUCGAGUGACGUGAACGCUCGUCCCGGAAGUCCUGUCACCGAUGAACGUCGCGCUGUCGAAGACAUGCUGCUCACCGUCGAUGUCGAUCCUGCAUCUUAUCGAGUUGGUCAAAGCCAGAUAUUCUUCAGAUCGGGCACUUUGGAACGAUUGGAAGCUCAGAGGGACGAGAAACUCACAGGCCACAUCAUUCUACUGCAGGCGAGAUGCAGAGGCUAUCUAGCGCGGCGCAGACUCAAUACUUUGAAAUUGCAGGAUCUUGCAGUGCGCUGCAUCCAAAGAAAUGUGAGGAAGCUAAUGUCCGUACGAGAAUGGCCUUGGUGGAGAUUGUACGUGAAAGUCGCGCCCUUGUUGAACGUUCAUCGGACCGAAGAUCAACUAAAGGCGCGAACGGAAGAGCUCGAGCUUCUCAAGGCAAAAGUGGAACGCUUGGAGCAGGAACGAAAUCAUCUGAAACAUGACAACGACAAAUUAGAAGCGAAGCUGAGCGAGAUGACCGCAGACUUUGCCGAGGAGCAUUCUACGUCGACACUAGCGGCGGAGAGGAUCGAUGCCGAGACAUCGGAGCGUCUACGACUCGAGCGAGAGUUGCAGGAUGUAACCGAGGCUAAUAAAAAUCUUCAACAAACGACCGAACGGCUGGAAAUGGAACUGUUAUAUGCGAGGGCUGCCGAUUUGAAUGGGGUAGCUUCCGAUGGCGAGGAAGGCGAGGACGGCGGUGUUUACAGGCAACGAUAUGAAAAUGCCAUUCGAGAACUUGAGUUUACGAAAAGAAAAAUGGCACAGCAGCACGAGGACGAUCUAGAGCAGCUGGUAGGACUUAAGAAGCAAUUGGAGAAGAAGUUGGCCGAUGCUUACGAAGAGGUGGAGGAGCAACGACAAGUCGUCGGACAGUGGAAACGACGAGUUCAAAAACUGAAUGGUGAGAUGCACGAUCUCAGAUUACUGUUGGAAGAACAGACCGCUAGGAACAAUCUCCUUGAGAAGAAGCAGCGCAAGUUCGAUUCAGAAACUCAAAACCUGAUGAACGACCUUAGGCAAGAGAAAGCACAGCGUGAAAGAUUAGCGAGAGAGAAGGAGAUUGCGAUCGCGGAAAAAUUCACAGUUGAGCAAAAUCUCAGCGACGCAAGACUAGAGAUUGAAUUAAAGGAGGAGAGACUUCGCACGUUGACUCAAGAAUUGGAGGAGCUCACUUUCGGUGGCAAAACGGAAGAGGAAGUCGCGCAGCUGAAGAAAGCAAAACACGAACUAGAGAAACGCGCCAAGGAUCAAGAAGAGGAGCUCGAUGAUUUAGCUGGUCAGGUACAGCUGCUCGAACAGGCAAAACUCAGGCUGGAAAUGAGCAUCGAACAGCAGCGUAAAGAGAUGCGUAAGGAGAUGCAACAGCGCGACGAGGAACUGGAAGACGUUCGCGGAAAUGCUCACAAAAAAGUUAAGGCCCUCGAGUCGCAGUUAGAAAACGAGCACGAAGAGAGGACAAUUCUUUUGAGGGAAAAGCACGAAUUGGAACGCCGUUUGGUUGCUUUAGAGGAACAAGAUCGAGCCGAUCGCGCAACAGAAGCCGAGACUAUGCAGAGACUGAAAAGAGACCUGAAGAGGACAAAGGCCUUACUCAGGGAUGCGCAGACGAUGCUUGAAAGAUCCAAAGGCGAUUCGACGGGCAAAGCCGCGCUGCGUCAAUUGAAAAAUCAGUUGGAAGAUGCGGAAUGCGCUCGAGCAGCGGCUAUUAAAGCGAAACAAGCGUUGGAACAGGAAUUGAAUGAAACGCAAGCGAGUCUAGAGGAGGCUAUGCGACAACGUUCCGAGGCAGAGGAGCGGGCUAAUGCGGCCAAUCGCGAACGCACGGAGUUGCUGUCUCAGUUAGAAGAGAACGAAGAGGAGCUUGCUGAGGUCUUAAAGAAAUAUCGAGCCGCCGUGCAACAAGUUACCGCGGAGCAAAGCCAAUUGCAAGAAGCACAAGUGCAAAUUGCCGCACUCGAGGCAGAAAGAUCAUCGUUGAAGGACCAAUUAGCGGAAUUGGCGCAACGAUUAGAAUCAGUGGAGCAACUCGGCGAUCCUACGGCAAAUAGUCUUGCCACGAGACGCUUGGAAUUCCGAGCUAAAGAGCUUGAAAGCAAGCUAGAACUGGAACAAACCACAAGAGCGCGUUUGGAGACGCAAAUAGCACGAUUGAAGGAGAGCGUAGAUAAAUUACAGACAGAAUCAGCUUUACUUAGAACGAAAGAACAGACUGCUCAAGACGCGGCAAGACGACUGCAACGAUCCUUGCGCGACGCGCGCGACGAAGCCAGCGCGGCAAUAUCGCGCGAACAGGAGGCCCUACGUGCUCGUCGCGACACAGAGAAAUCUUUGGAAGCCGCAGAGGCUGAGACUAAAGUGGCUAGAGACGAUCUCAGAUUAGCGCUACAGAGGAUCGAUGACUUGCAGAGCGCAAUUCAAGGUGAACUCGAUUUGGAUUGCAGCGAGGAAGCCACCAGCGAGAAUAGUGAUAGUGAUUGAUCCGAGCCGUUAUCGGACCUCGGGUCCGAUCAAAACGACAAAAACAUGAUUGAAACAGAAUCAAUGGAGCAGAUAAUGGAUGGAUCUUCCGAUGGGCGUACCGAGACAUCGAGCAGAACGUGAAAUUGCCCGUAUUUAGCGUAUACGACCGAAACUUAUAUGAAAGUGAGAAACUAGAAUUGUAGUCCGGAGAGACGAAAGACUGGUGAAAUGAUUACGAAGAAUGAUGAUAGCUCGAAAUCGCGAUGAACUUUAAUCAUGCUGCUUGAAUGAUGCUACUAAGGAUAAUGCUAGCGUCCUAUUUUCGCUAUCAUAGAGAAUAAAAUUACUAUGAAAGCGAAUCAAACUAGCGCGGAGGCUAGCCGUUGAAUAACGAAAUCAAACUUACGAAUUAAAGUUUGAGCUGUGGAUCAAGCUAAAAUCACUAAACUAAUCAACUGUGUGUAACCACACACUUUCUCUCUAUGCGAGCAAUGAUAACUUUUUAGGUGCUAACUAUGUAUAAUUCUCAGAAAACAAUCUCGAUGUCGUGGCUAACUUCAUACGUCGCAUCGUACGCUUAAUCAUGCGUCUGUGGUGCUAUUAUUUUGUCCGUUUUUCUUCUUUCUUUUUUUUUUUAAAUCGUCGAUGAUAACGACAUCGUCCUUUUCCAGUCUUCCACUAAAAUUCGAGCCAUUUCUUCAUAAACGCGAAUGCGAAUAUUGAUGAAAUUGUGCGCAUUCUGCCGAACAAAAGUCGAAAUACAUCCGAGAGAAAAAGGAUUUUUAAUACAGAUAUAACAAAAUCUUUAUAUCUUUAUAUCUUUUUAUUAGGUAUGUAUAAAUAAAUAUCUUGCAAUGAAUUUUGCGAAGCAAUAGAUUAAGACUUUUUUGAUUUUAAUAUCAUUGUUGCAAGAUUUUAUUUUUUAUAGGAUAUUCGUACUUUUGUUCGUCAGCGUAGAGAUAUACGCCGUGCGAAUAUUUUCUCAUGUAUAAUUAGCUCGGGAACAAUCUUGUACGUAGGAAAGGACACAUUAUGCUUUUUAUUCUUACAAUUCUUACUAUCUUUAUAUUUGUAUAAAAAGAAAAGAAUAGAAAGGAGCACGACAAAGGAACGCGUGCCACGACUCAAAUUAAGGCUUUGGUUUUUGUGUAAGGAUUCUCGUGUAACUUAUUGCUUUGUAAAAUGCAGAUCUCCUAUUUAAUUA